UAAUUCUUCCGCAAUCCAAUCUUUCCAUACUCUCAUCUUUCUUCCUAUUAAUUGCUGAUCAAAAUCUAGCAGAGAGCAUGGAUCAACUUGGGAAGUGCGAAGCAAAUUAUGUGGCACUCACUCCCUUGACAUUUCUAAAAAGGGCCAGCUCUGCUUAUGCUAACCGCACAUCAAUCAUCUACGAGAAUACUCGUUUCACCUGGCGCCAAACCUAUGAACGUUGCUGCUGUCUUGCUUCCUCUCUCCUCUCCCUCAACAUCCUCAAAAACGAUGUUAUAUCCGUGCUGGCUCCCAACAUUCCAGCCAUGUACGAGAUGCAUUUUGCUGUUCCCAUGGCUGGAGCCGUACUCAACACCAUCAAUACCAGGCUAGAUGCCAAGAACGUCGCCACCAUUCUCCGCCACUCCGAGGCCAAGGUGUUUUUCGUAGAUUACCAAUAUGUGCCGCUGGCACGCGAGGCUCUCCGCUUGCUGAUGGUUGACUCACAACAAAAUCAGACCUCACAGUCACCAUCUGCAGCACCCGAGUCCUUUAUUCCAUUGGUGAUUGUCAUAGAUGACGUUGACUCCCCUAAAGGUGUCCGACUAGGUGAGUUGGAAUAUGAGCAAUUAAUACACAUGGGCAAUCCAAGAUUCGUCCCCACUGAAAUCCAAGAUGAGUGGGAUCCUAUUUCCCUCAACUACACAUCCGGAACUACAUCCGAACCCAAAGGAGUUGUUUACAGUCACAGAGGCGCAUAUCUCAGUACUUUAAGUCUGAUUUUGGGAUGGGAAAUGGGAAGCGAGCCUGUCUAUCUAUGGUCCCUUCCCAUGUUUCACUGCAACGGUUGGACCUUCACUUGGGGAGUCGCAGCACGCGGUGGGACCAAUGUCUGCCUACGCAACACCACCGCCUACGACAUGUAUCGAAACAUCGCUUCUCACAAAGUCACCCACAUGUGUUGCGCACCCAUCGUCUUCAACAUCCUCAUCGAGGCCAAACCGCAUGAGCGUCGCGAAUUUACCUCUACCGUGCAAGUACUCACCGGCGGUGCACCGCCUCCGGCAUCACUACUCGAGAAAAUGGAACUCCUCCGGUUCCACGUCACCCAUGGCUAUGGUCUGACGGAGGCCACUGGUCCGGCUUUGGUGUGCGAGUGGCAAGCCAAGUGGAACAAUCUUCCACGGGAAAGUCAGGCGAAGCUCAAGGCACGGCAAGGGAUCAGCGUAUUGACACUGGCGGAUGUAGAUGUGAAGAAUAUGAAAACCAUGACAAGCGUACCGCAUGACGGUAAAACAAUGGGGGAGAUUGUGCUCCGUGGAAGCAGCAUCAUGAAAGGGUACUUAAAAGAUCCAGAGACUACAUCCAAGGCCUUCAAGAACGGGUGGUUCAUCACGGGUGACGUGGGCGUUAUACAUCCUGAUGGAUACCUGGAAAUUAAGGAUAGAUCAAAGGAUGUCAUCAUUUCCGGGGGCGAAAACAUCAGCAGCGUUGAAUUGGAGUCGGUUCUCUACAGGCAUCCAAGAGUUCUAGAGGCAGCAGUGGUUGCAAUGCCUCACCCACGGUGGGGGGAGAGCCCCUGUGCUUUUCUAGCGGUGAGGGAGAACGAAGUUGGGAGAAAAGAAGAUGUGAAGGAAGCUGAUAUCAUUGCUUUCUGCCGUAAAAACCUUCCCCAUUUCAUGGUUCCAAAGAAGGUGGAAUUUCUACCUGAAUUGCCCAAAACUUCAACCGGCAAAAUCCAAAAGUUUCAACUAAGAGCUUUGGCCAAAGCUUUCCAGAUUACAGACACAAAGGAAGUGCCUCAACACCAUGAAGACCAAGUUCUUGCUUUAUCCCGUCUUUGAAUCUCAAAAUUAUUAAGAAGAUGGAAUAAACUACGGUUGUACAUGUAGAAACCCAUUGUUUUUUUUUCCGUACGAUUUGUUGUUUGUUGAUGCUUUGUGAUCGGGGAAUUAUUCAUGCUUAGUUAUUGUAAACAAGAUAGUGAAUGCUGCUGCUGUCUGGAUAAGUUAAAAAGUAAAAAAAAUAUGAUAUCUUAAGUGUAGUAGAGUUUAAAACGAGUACUGAUUAUAUGAAAUUGUGAUUUUAUAUUA
Gossypium raimondii (Peruvian cotton) is the source of this 2072-nucleotide messenger RNA. RefSeq names its product trans-cinnamate:CoA ligase, peroxisomal. The transcript is spliced from 2 exons. Bases 78 to 1823 code for a protein of 581 amino acids. The record is from RefSeq and is a predicted model, not a curated record. Lineage: Eukaryota; Viridiplantae; Streptophyta; Magnoliopsida; Malvales; Malvaceae.